AGCGCGCUCGGCGUCUCCCGGAUCUGUCUCUUGCUUCAACAGUGUUUGGACGGAACAGACCCAGGGACGCCCCCCUUCUUCCAGCCUCCGACCACCUUCCAACCUCUCUUCCAGUUGUAGCCUUCGGACCAGCUCAGCCAUCCUCUACCUCCGGCGGGACUAACCAACAACGAUUUUUUGAGCUCAGCUCCUUACUGCCAUCAACCAUGAGCUCCCAGAUUCGUCAGAAUUAUUCUGCCGAAGUGGAGGCCGCGGUCAACCGCCUGGUCAACAUGUAUCUGCGGGCCUCGUACACCUACCUCUCUCUGGGCUCCUAUUUCGACCGCGACGUUGUGGCUCUGGAGGGCGUGUGCCACUUCUUCCGCGAGUUGGCGGAGGAGAAGCGCGAGGGCGCGGAGCCUCUCUUGAAGAUGCAAAACCAGCGCGGCGGCCGCGCCCUCUUCCAGGACUUGCAGAAGCCGUCCCAGGAUGAGUGGGGCAACACCCUGCAGGCUAUGGAAGCUGCCAUGGCCCUAGAGAAGAAUCUGAACAAGGCCCUCUUGGAUCUGCAUGCUCUGGGUUCUGCCCACUCAGACCCCCAUCUUUGUGACUUCCUGGAGAACCACUUCCUAGAGGAGGAAGUGAAACUCAUCAAGAAGAUGGGCGACCACCUGACCAACAUUCACAGGCUCGCUGGCCCCCAGGCUGGGCUGGGCGAGUAUCUCUUCGAAAGGCUCACCCUCAAGCAUGACUAGGAGCCUCCGCAGUCCAGCAGCCUUUGAGGGGCUCUUCUGGCAGCCCCUUGGUGUCAGAGCUUCUGCCUGAGCCUCUCCCUGCAGCCACUAGGUAGCUUUUUAACCACCCUGGAGCCCUCUCCCAAGCUGUGGACCAAAUAGAAACAAUAAAGCUUUUUGCAGCAAAAAAAUA
Messenger RNA from Diceros bicornis minor, 906 nucleotides. RefSeq names its product ferritin light chain-like. The record is from RefSeq and is a predicted model, not a curated record. Gene Ontology annotation, biological process: intracellular iron ion homeostasis; iron ion transport. The transcript has a single exon. Gene Ontology annotation, molecular function: ferric iron binding; ferrous iron binding. Bases 207 to 734 code for a protein of 175 amino acids. Gene Ontology annotation, cellular component: cytoplasm. Lineage: Eukaryota; Metazoa; Chordata; Mammalia; Perissodactyla; Rhinocerotidae.